This is a messenger RNA of Armigeres subalbatus, 6525 nucleotides long. Its product is annotated as pituitary homeobox homolog Ptx1-like. Gene Ontology annotation, cellular component: nucleus. The record is from RefSeq and is a predicted model, not a curated record. Bases 1620 to 3056 code for a protein of 478 amino acids. The transcript is spliced from 5 exons. Gene Ontology annotation, molecular function: DNA-binding transcription factor activity, RNA polymerase II-specific; RNA polymerase II cis-regulatory region sequence-specific DNA binding. NCBI's taxonomy places the organism in Eukaryota, Metazoa, Arthropoda, Insecta, Diptera, Culicidae. Gene Ontology annotation, biological process: regulation of transcription by RNA polymerase II; anatomical structure morphogenesis.
GGCGGUCUUGCGGCGGACGGAUGCUGAACUCGACUGAAGGCUUGCUGCGUCGGUGCGUCUGUUCUGUGUUCGACUGUGAUGUGAGCGCGCUGCGGCCCAGUAUCUUCAUCGAAUUCGGAUAGGAUAGAUAACAGCAACGGAACCAACGACGACGACGACAACAACAAUAAUAACAUUUACGGGGUGCGGAACAGAGAUGGCCAAACGGAGUAGGUCAGAUCGGAUUCGGCAGAGAGAGUGAGCGAGAUUGCUGGUCCCUUUAGUGUGCGUCGUUCGUUCGCUGCGAACGGUUCAACCAACCCAAUCCCCUUGCAUUACACACUACGGCAGCGAGGUGAGCAAUUCAAUGUGCCGUGCUUUGCGUUGUUGUGAGUGAGCCAGCCGUUUCGUUCGACGAUCAAAAAAAGAAAGAGGGGCCUUCCACUGACAAGUCGGAGCUCUCGAGCUGGCACUUGGCUACGGAACGGCUUUCGGUGUCGGUGUGCGAGGACUAGACCUCCUAAGAACACUAAAUCCCUUCUCGGAUCGUCGCGGCUCGGCCAACUAAGUCCGGGCAAAUAAUAAUAAGUUUUUAGGAGAAUUAACUUUUCGGUAUUAAGGAUUUAAGCAAUAAAGUUUGAUGAAGAGGAGUCGGAACGGCAGCAGCAGCGGCUGAGAUAUCGACGUCGACACGUUGCGUUGGACGGCACGGGGGCAUCCCGUUGUGGCACGGACGGUCAGCUUCUCUGGCUUUGGGAAAGUGGCGAACGGACUCGGAAAGUGAGAAAAACUAACGGCGGUGAUUUUCACGCACUAAAUCCCGGAUUUUCGGGCUGUGGCACUGCCCCGCGCCAUCGAGUGAAUUUUGAGUGGGCGAACAUCGACGUCGUCGUCGCCGAGGCAGGAGUGGUUGGACUUUUCCACCAGAAGAAGAGUUUGUUUUCAACAAAGCUACCCAAAAAGUGUACGAAGAUAGUGUUUUUUUUGGUUCCGAAUCAAGUGCGGUCGGUCGGUGUAUGAAAUCGGGCUUAAGUGAUUAAGAAUUGUUCAAAACAUUCGCCGCUGGUGAGAAUUUCCGGCGCGAGCGCACGCUUCGGCAUUGACGGAUGGUGAGCUUACAUCCCGUCGAUCUUGUCUUCGUUCAAGACUGCGGUCCCGUGAGUGGUUGAGCUGGUGGAUUAAAAACCAGACGAGGUCCAAUAAACCAGCGAUUUGUGUUUUUGUGGUUUGAUUCAAGCAAAAGCCGAAAAAAAAGUGUCUGGCCCAACCAAUGAAAUAUUGAAACAGAUUCGUGACGGCGAAGAAUCUAAACAGCGGAAAUCCUGCGUCAAGUGUGAAGUGAUAGACAAAAAAUAAAUCGCGGCGAAAACUUUGUGCAAAGGUGAUUGUGAACUGUUUUCACGAGUUGCGUCGGGACGUUGAACAACCAAACAGGUUCGACGGUUCAUUCCGAAGAGACGGGAAGCAACGCCGCGAGUGCAGUUUAGUUACCAGCGCUGUCCGGAAACAGCGAGUGAUCGACCACUUUUUGAGACCCCCGGUAAAGGAAAACAGUCAAAACGAUUUAUCUCCGGCCGUACAAGGACAUCUUCCCGGGCGGUGGCCAUAACCAGCUGAGCUCGUUAUAUCCACAGUCCGUGAUGGAACGUGGAGGCGGCACUGGGGCUGGCGGCGCCGGGAACGGUACCGGGCUUGACUCGAUGGCGGAUACCAGCGGGCUGUGCCUGCAGGAUCUGGUCGGGAAUGGUGGCGGUACGGGUGGAGGUGGUGGAGGCGGCGGUGGUGGCGGCGCCAACACCAACGGGACCUCGGAUCAUCACCUGCACCAUAACCACAACAGUCACAACCAUCACGGGUCGUUGCACGACUCGGUGACGGGCGGUGGGGUGAGCGUGAGUUCGGCCCUCACCAGCCUGAUGAGUCCGGGCAUCAACAGCGGGCUCGGCCAUCUGCAUCACGGUACGCCGGAUCUCAGCGCACAUCACCAUCACCACCAGCAUCCGUCGUCGGUGCUGCACGAGCCGCUGGAGAAGCUGAAGCUAUGGGCCGAGACGGGCGACUUCCGUGAUAAUACCCACAGUGCAAUGUCGGCCGUGACCAGCCUGGACCACACGCAGAUGGGCUUCCAGUCGUCGACGGCGGCGGCGCGGAACCGAAGCAGUCGGGAUCGGAAAAACGACGUCACACGGGUCGAUCCCACCUCGGUCAAGACGGAAAACAUCAGCAGUGGGAUGUCCCACGACGACAGUGGCAACCCGGCGGGCACGACGAUAACGGCCGACGGCACCAGCCAGGACCAGGGCACCGGCGGCGGCAAGAACGACAAGAAGAACAAACGCCAACGGCGCCAGCGGACGCACUUCACCUCCCAGCAGCUGCACGAACUGGAGCAAACGUUCAGCCGGAAUCGCUACCCGGACAUGUCCACGCGGGAGGAGAUCGCCAUGUGGACGAACCUGACCGAGGCUCGAGUUAGGGUGUGGUUCAAGAACCGGCGGGCAAAGUGGCGCAAGCGGGAGCGGAAUCAGAUGAACGCGAUAGCGGCGGCCGACUUCAAGAAUGGCUUCGGGCCGCAGUUUGUGCAACCGUUCGCCGACACCGACCUGUACUCGUCCUAUUCGUACAACAACUGGGCGAAGGUGCCGUCGCCGUUGGGCGCCAAAACGUUCCCCUGGACGGUCAACCCGCUGGGGACAUCGAUAGUGCCAUCGAAUCAUCAUCAGAAUUCCAUCAACUGUUUCAACUCUUCGGCGUCUUCGGUCGCGGCCGGCAUGGGCACCGGAACGAUGCUGACGGGCAGCAUGGGGACGAGUUUGAGUGGUACAACCGGGGGGACUGGGGUUUCGCCGACGCCCUGCCCCUACACGACGCCAACCAACCCGUACAGCAUGUACCACCAUCGGGCCACGGCGGAACCCUGCACGGCGAUGACUUCCAGUAUUGCAACGUUGAGAUUAAAGGCGAAACAGCACACGUCCGGGUUCUCGAGUCCGUACUCGGCCCCGUCGCCCGUAUCAAGAUCUAACUCGGCCGGUCUGUCCGCAUGUCAGUACGCCGGAGUGACGGACACCGUCUGAGAAAACGCCCUGGGCAGCAUGCUGUCCCACCACUCGUCCUCCCUGGCCGUGUACAACUCCAGCAUCAGCAGUGCCAUCAAUGCCAUCAACAACGGCACCGGAACCGGUACCGGCCCGGUGGACAAGGACAACCCGGCGGGAACCGGGCUGGUGGACGACGACGAUCUGAUGGCACCGGACGAGGACGAGGACGAUCACCGGCGGAACAAUGUGGUGGACGAUAUUCACGACUGAGCGUACGAUACCCCUUCCUAUCUUUAUCAACAUCAUCACCGUCAUCACCAUCAGCGGGUUGUCUCUAGUCUAAGAGUAGGUUUAACGGCGGCCGACGAGUACUGAGGUACAUGUGUGAGGGAUAACGCCGCGCCACUGCCGUGUCGGUGUGGAGUGCAACUUAUCUUAUCCGUGCGACCGAAAAAAUCGCGGCGGCGGCAGCUCAAAGCAUCCGAAAAUUUUUGCAUCGACGUCGCAUUUGUCGUCGUCGUCGUUGUGGCUGUUAUUUGCUUUUCUUAAGGGUAUAUGUGCAUAUGGAAUUCAUUUUUAUUUGGCUUUAUUUUUCUGAGAGUUUAAAAUUUGGACAACUCUCACUUAAUCUCCACUGAUGGAGAUAAGGAAUCGUCUCACCUUUGAGCAUAUGAGGUUUUCAUUCCUUAAUUUACAACGAUUAAUCAUCGGCAAUAUUUCCUUAUGCCACAUACCAUUAACAUUUACUUACCGUGGCCGUGCGGUUUGCUUUGGAUGGACGCGUUGCUCACACCGUUGCUAUAAAUCAGCCGGCUGGUCGUCGAGCGAAUUCGGCGGCACCCGGCAUCAUCAAAGACCUGGCCGUUAUCUGUGAACACCAAAGGGGAUUAAGUUCGGCUUAUGGGUGCGCUUUACUUAGGUCUUGUAUCGAUCUGAUUCUUCUUUAUAGGCUGGGGAGGGGGAAACCCCGACCCGAGCGAGCGGUAGGUAAGUGACAAAUUUUGAUGGAUCCGGUUACGAAGGGGCUGGCAGGUGGUUGGUCCUGGGGAAGAGCUGAUUGAGAAAUUGAAUCGAAACCACAUUGCUUUCCAAUAUGGUGGAAUGAUAAAAUGAGAAUGACGAUGAUUGGAGACUGGCCGAGGAAAAGGUUUGCGAAAUCUAUCGAAGUAUGAUUGGUGGUCUAAGCUCUGUUCUGAUUGGUUUAGGUAAUGCAUUUGAUAAACCAUAAGAUCGUAGCGUGCAAUGACAUUUUGAUGGGUGGACGAACAAAAAUAAAUGUUUAUAAUUUUGAAGAAUCCACACCGUUUGGCGUUUCACUAUUUAUUCUACAAAUACGUCCUGGUUUGCAGGUUCUAACUUCCAUUCAUAACUCAAAAUGAUGGAUAAAAACAUAUCGUUGAAUGAGACCAUUCAUAUCUCGUACCGUUAGAUACAAUAAUCUUGAUAAGUUAUUUAUUAUCCAAAACAUUACAUUGCUGUCAAGUUGUAUACACAUGAUGGUACUCCAAAUGAGUUGUUCCAAAUAUGACAAUAUGUACAGAUUUGUCGAAAUCCUUUUACAACAUGUCAUAAAAUUAUGACUUAAUCUACCUGUUGAGACUAAGCCUAGCCAAUUCGAGGGUUGUUUAUCUGAAAUAGCUGAGGCUUAACCCUAGAAAUGUUAUCUGCAAGGUUUUCAAAUACAAACCCUAAUUAUCGAGUGCCAAUCCCUAAACAUUUUUCUCGAAAGCUUCUACACGAUAAUUUGACAAGCAUUGGUCUCACAUCAGUCUCACAGCAAACGUGAGCUCGCUCUCAUAAAACCUAAAAUGAGCGAAAAAGUGGGAGGAAACCUCCAACACACUCUUACCGUUUUCGUUUAUGUUCUCUCCAUGUCAUAACCAUCACUCACCACCAGCCAAUGUAAACAAACCCAGCCCUGCUCCCGAAUCCCAUCGCCGAAACACCACCAUUCUCGUUAUUCUAUUCCAUCGCUGUCGCGAUCCCAACAAAACUGCCUGCUUGCCAUUCCGCACCGGCCACGCCAUCCCCUUGAGCCGUUCUGCGGAAUCGGAGUUGAUUAGCCACGCGCUCGAAGAUCAAAGUAAGCCGUUGUUGGUACUGUUUACAUCGAAUUUACUGCGAAAAUAAUUUGACACAUGCUUUGAGCGAAGAUAAGCCGCACGCACACUCACACCCACGAAUUAAAAUAUCUGCUGAUAGUUAUGGAAGGUAUCGUACGAAUUGGUUUGAAUAUGGGGAACAGCACCAAUUUUCGAUUCAAAAAUAAUUAUUUAUUGGUUUUAGAACCGGUGUUGAACAAAUUAGUCAAAUUUGUACGCGGAGUCGAUAAUAUGUGCUCUUACCCUUCAGUGAGUAUCGUCUCAACUUGUAUAGAAUUUCAAUAAUCACAUUAACCAAUAGUAAGAAAAUAUAUCGAAAACAAACAAAAAACAAAAAAAUCCUUACCAAAGGAGGCUGUGUAAAUACUUAUUUUUCUGUAGUCGUGCGAUUUUGUUUAGUUUUACCAAAAUAGUCAUUCAAAUUGUAAAGCUGGGAACGAAAAAAAAAAAUCAGAUUACUUAAAACUAUAAACUUCUACUGAAAGACAAAUAACGUUAGUGAGUAACCGUAUUUUGUGAGAGGACGUCUUUAGAAGUCUAGAUCAAAAAAUCAACCUAUGAGUCAUAUAGUUUUCCUACUUAAAUGUGCAAUCAAUAAAAAAUGUUCUUUUAAACAUUGUUUAUAAUUUUUACUUGCCUCAUCCUGUUCAUUUUUUCUCAUUCAAAAAGCUUAUUUAUUGACUAGGAAACACCAUUACUGCAGUCCGAAUGAGGUGCUGUGAAAUGUUUUACAAAUCAAGCCAUCGGCUACCAUGAAUUGGACUUCCGUUGCGGCAACAAAUUGACAAUUAUCGGAUUGACGAAAGCAUCAUAGAAAUUGUAGAUAGAUUUAUGCCACACUUCAACGGACAACUCUGAAUGAAAAAGAUAUCAAAAUGUACCACACCUCGUUGGAACCAUUGGAGGAAGGGAACUCUACUUUUCGAUUGUCUAGUCAAUGAUUAAAAAUGAUACUUAUUAAUGGAAUAAAUCAGUUCUUUCCAAACAAUGCCAAAUGCCUGGCACACAAAAAAGUUCCGAUCAAUAUGAAUUAGUGUUAUUUAAUAAGAUGAAACAAAAAGUUAUCUAAGUAUUACAAAACAAAAAAAAAAGAAUGCCAACGAUCGUUUUCGGAAACUGAAAAUACCAAAUACUACCAGUGAAGAAGGGGGAGAUCAUUCCCACUUCACGGCGCAGAAACAAAAUUAGUCAGACAAAAACACGUUUAGCAACUAAGAUAAACAAAGAACUAAAAUGCAACUAAAAUGAUUAUGGAAGCAAAGCUAGCAUUUCAAACUAGAACAAAGUGAACAGCACUACACUGGAAACAUUGAACUUGUAAAUUAUGAACAAUAAUAAAAAAAAAAGAACUACAAAAUCUUGGCAAAGAGUCUACCAAUAAAAACUGAUCAUUAUGAACUGAA